Messenger RNA from Cuscuta campestris, 867 nucleotides. The record is from the annotation of a GenBank genome assembly. NCBI's taxonomy places the organism in Eukaryota, Viridiplantae, Streptophyta, Magnoliopsida, Solanales, Convolvulaceae.
CCAUCUCUACCCACACAUACCUCCCUUAUCCACCUCCCAAUCUUCCUUUCCCAUCUUUUAGGGUACACCACCUCAUUCAUUCAUUGUCUCCUGCAAUUUUACAAAUCAACCUUUGUCUCCGGCGGAUAGAUCUACAGUUCUACACCAACUAGGACCGGUGGUCACCAUCAAAAUCUCAUUUACUUGGGUGGACAACAUGAACAUCUUGAACUGGCUAAUCUGUGUGAGUAGGUUUUUGUUUUAUUACUGUGUUAAAUGGUGGUGUCCUGCUGUAUUGUGUCAUAUGGUGAUGCAUGGGACUUGUAGGGAGAGUCUCAAGGACAGGGCAAAGACACAGAGCCAAUCGCAGGGUGGAGUACACUGAGGUAUCUCUUGUUGCCCACCCCACUUUGGUGGAACCCACCCACCACCCUACUCCAACUGCACCCAAUCCCCAAUCUACUUUAGUUGCUCCCUCUCCCCCUGUGGGAUUUUUUGCCGUGUUCACAUCUGCCAAAGCAUUUGAUGCUAUUGGCAAGGGGAGGCUAACAGAAGGAAUUUGUAAAAGAGAGUGGCUGUUACAUGGGUUAUGGCCCAACCCGAAACAAGCGACAAAAAUAACUAAAGAUCAUAUAAAACCCGAAGACUUGAUAGAAUCUAAUCCUGCAAUAGAAGAUGCUUGGAGAUCUAUUGACAGGAAGCGGACGUCAGGGGAAUUCAUGGUAACCCAAUGGGCCAAACAUGGCGUCUACAACCCCAAUCUUGAUGCUGUAGACUAUUUUAAUCUGGGCGUGCUAGUGAACCAAGAGGGGAAAGAGCUUGAAGAGAACAUCGAAAGGGCCUGUAUGUACUGAGUAGUUUUUAUACUUCCUUAUGUUUAACAUUCAU